Messenger RNA from Penicillium digitatum Pd1, 2475 nucleotides. RefSeq names its product potassium ion transporter. The record is from RefSeq and is a predicted model, not a curated record. Gene Ontology annotation, cellular component: plasma membrane. NCBI's taxonomy places the organism in Eukaryota, Fungi, Ascomycota, Eurotiomycetes, Eurotiales, Aspergillaceae. Gene Ontology annotation, biological process: potassium ion import across plasma membrane; intracellular potassium ion homeostasis. Gene Ontology annotation, molecular function: high-affinity potassium ion transmembrane transporter activity.
AUGUUCUCGGCAUUGCUUCGCCGGGUGACAACCUAUAAAGAAAAGGUCCCGUUUUUAAACGAACUGCACCUUAAUUUCAUUUUCCUCCACUAUGCCUAUAUCAUGGCCUGGGCUAUCAUUGGCUCCAUCAUUCUUUAUCCCGGUGGCAACAUCAGCUACAUCGAUGCCCUUUUCCAAUCCGCCGGCGCCGCCACCCAGAGUGGGUUGAACUCCGUCGACAUCAAUCGCCUCUGGCUAUAUCAGCAAAUUGUUCUAUAUCUGAUGACGUCUCUGUGCACGCCGAUCUUCAUCCACAGCGCCCUGGUAUUCAUUCGAUUAUAUUGGUUCGAGAAGCGCUUCCAACAUGUGGUCCGAGACGCUCGUGCGAUGCGACGGACCCGAUCCCGCAUGGAAACGGUGACCGAUGAUGGGGACAGCGAUAAUAUCAAUAUCAACCGUGCGGAGCAUGGAGUCAGCGGUCGACCCAUUGUGGUAUUACGGGAUGAUUCAGGGGAUGCCCGAGACGGUCGGUUGACAGAUCCGGGUAACAAGAACAUUAAUUCCGGCAUCCACACACCGGAAGCCCGAGAGAGCAGUGUCGACUCCAGCACCGAGGGAACAGACACGAGCAUCGAACCUCGUUUUGGCCUCGGUAGCUUGAAGGUGCCAACCCAUUUGAACCCUGAACACCACAUCGCCUUCUUGGAGAAGCAGCGGAAGGACAAAGGAGCUCUGCGCAUUCCGAGUCCCCGGGAGUAUGAUCGUGGUGGUGCACCUGAGGCUUUGGAAGAAGACGUGGAAGACGUGGAAGAUGUGGAACAGGAGGGUGAGCAGGCUCAGCACUCCAGUGACCAUUACGACCAGGACGACCAACAAAGCCCCGGUGCACACCCCGAGGAGCUCGAUCAGCUUGGCCCACUUGAAGGACCACACAUCACCAUUAACGAACCAGAUAUUUCACGAAACCGUGCACGCGGGAAUACGUUCCCUCGUCUGGAAACUCGUCCCACUUUCCGGGAGACUAAAGAUGGGAAUGAAACUACCACUCUUGCCGCUACGAACACGAGGAACACCUUCAGGGGGGUGUUCCGAUCUCUGACUCAAGAGCGUGACCUCAACACUCAGCCGUAUCUCAGUUGGAAUGCUACAGUGGCUCGGAACUCCAACUUCGUCGAUUUGACUGAGGAGCAGCGUGAUGAGUUGGGCGGUAUUGAAUACCGUGCACUCAAGACGUUAGCCGUCGUUCUCAUCACCUACUACGUCGGGUUUCAUCUCAUCGGCAUGAUUAGCAUGGUCGGUUGGAUCAUGACAGAGGACAAAUGGGGGGAUAUUGUCCGGGCGGAUGGAGUAGGGCGGCCGUGGUGGGGAAUCUUUACCGCCGCGUCUGCCUUCAACGAUUUGGGUUUCACCUUGACACCAGACUCGAUGUACUCCUUCCAGAGGGCCGUUUUCCCGUUGCUGAUGCUAGCGUUUUUAAUUAUCAUUGGCAAUACCGCCUUCCCCUGCAUGCUUCGUUUGAUGAUCUGGGCUCUUUCGAAAUUCACUCGCCAGGGCACCGCGCUAUGGGAAGAGUUGAAGUUUCUUCUGGAUCAUCCCCGUCGAUGCUUCACCCUAUUGUUCCCUCGUAAUGCCACUUGGUGGCUGUUUGCGAUUCUCAUCGCAUUGAACGGCAUAGAUAUGAUCUUCUUUGUCAUCUUGGAUCUCAACGAUUCUGCUGUCACUGCACUGCCGCCCGGUAUACGAGUCGUGGACGGCUUCUUCCAAGCCGCUGCCACACGAACAGCCGGUUUUGGAAUCAUCAGUCUUUCCGAACUUCACCCCGCCAUCCAGGUUUCCUAUUUGGUCAUGAUGUAUAUCUCCGUCUUUCCUAUUGCUAUCUCCAUGCGUCGAACCAAUGUCUACGAAGAGAAGAGCUUGGGAAUUUAUGAUGCCACAGAUGAGGAUCACGACGAAGAUUCCAACGCCCCCACCUACAUCGGAGCUCACUUGCGACGCCAACUGAGUUUCGAUUUGUGGUAUGUCUUUUUGGGUAUGUUUAUCAUCGCCAUUGCGGAAGGAUCAAAGUUGCAGAACCAGAGCGAUCACUCCUUCCAGCUGUUCACUGUUCUGUUUGAAGUUGUUUCGGCAUACGGUACUGUAGGUCUGUCGUUUGGAUACCCCAAUGUCAACACCUCCUUCUCGGCGCAGUUCAAUGUAGUCUCCAAGUUGGUGAUCAUUGCCAUGCAAGUCCGUGGUCGCCACCGUGGCCUGCCUUACGCGCUUGAUCGCGCUGUCCUUCUCCCCUCCGACGCCCUCAAUCGACAUGAGGCCGAAGAGGGAGAGCGUCGCAUGCGCCGUCGCGCAUCUAACCUCAGUGGUGGCGGGUCUUUCGCCCAAUCGCAAUCGCGUACCUUAUCUCAGGCAAGGAACGAUGCCGGUCUAUCUUCGGGUAUGGAAACGCACGACUGGCAGACCCAACCUUCUCCGAAUGCAGACUCUCUGGUCAUCGUGUCCUAA